This is a messenger RNA of Raphanus sativus (radish), 732 nucleotides long. Its product is annotated as ADP-ribosylation factor-like protein 3. The transcript has 4 exons. Gene Ontology annotation, cellular component: Golgi apparatus. Gene Ontology annotation, biological process: Golgi to plasma membrane protein transport; intracellular protein transport; protein localization to organelle. The coding region runs from base 135 to 542 and encodes 135 amino acids. NCBI's taxonomy places the organism in Eukaryota, Viridiplantae, Streptophyta, Magnoliopsida, Brassicales, Brassicaceae. Gene Ontology annotation, molecular function: GTPase activity; GTP binding. The record is from RefSeq and is a predicted model, not a curated record.
UGCAAGACUGUAAGGGAUCUUUUGAAGAAGCGCUACAAUAAAAAAAAAAAAUCAUAGACUGUUUGUUUCUUCCUGUUGAAAACGAUCAGUUUGUAUAUAUUUGAAAAAGGAUUAAUCUUUCUAAUCAAAUAACUAUGCCUUUGGCUAUCUUAUGGCAGCCUGGUCUGCGUUCGAUUUGGGAGAAGUAUUAUGAAGAAGCACACGCAUUGAUAUAUUUGAUCGAUGCAGCUUGCCCUUCUCGCUUUGAAGAGUCUAAAUCUGCUCUAGAAAAAGCACUGCGGCAUGAGGAUUUGCAAGGAGCGCCUCUUUUGAUAUUGGCAAACAAGCAAGAUCUCUCAAAUGCUGUCUCGGCUGAGGAACUGGACCGAUACUUGGAUCUAAAGAAACUGGAUGAGAGGGUGUACAUGUUUGAAGCAGUUUCUGGAUAUGAUGGAAGAGGAAUCAAGGAAAGUGUAGAAUGGCUGGUGGGAGUGAUGGAGAGAAGCAAAAGAACCGAAACACUAAGAGCUCGUACCGGAUAUGUUCCUGUCCCAUCUUCCUAGACGUUUGAAGAGAUACUCAAGCCAACUAGCUUUCCCUGAGGAUGCAUUUUGUAGAUAGAAAACAAACCUGAAUCUUGCAUUACAUUGCGUUGGCAUGAUGAGUAGUAGUAAUCUUCUUUACUAUUGCCUUUUAAUUUUUCUCUUGUCACAAACUCAUGCCACUCAUCAAUUUUUUCAAAUGCAGUACUCA